AUGGCAGUUCUCGCGCUUGCUGUUAUGUUGAGUUUCGGGCAGCUUGUGCAGGGUGACAUGUACCUCAACAGCCCACGCGGAUCCAACAACAAGUUGCGGGAGCAGAGCAACAACGUUCAAAAUGCCAAUCGUCUCUUCGAUUCGCAGAACAAUGCCGCGUCCGGGUACCAGAUUGGCGACGAUUGCAAGCCGGCAUGCAAGGAUGAGAACAACAACUACGACGUGACCAAAGAGGGUGCGACCAAGGGGACAAUGAAAUUCUAUCAAGGUUCAGAACUUUACAUCGAUUGGUUCGUGCAGCACGGUUGUGGCGUUGGUCAUCCGAAUCUGCGCUGCCAGAUCACCUUGCAGUACAUGACCGAUUCGGACAACCCCAACCUCCGCGAUGGGACCGACCAGGAUUCUGCUGGCGGUGACGACGAGGAUCCCACUGAGGAGGCAACAGCCGAGGUGGCCAGGGGUUACCAUGAGCCUUUGGAAUACUACCAGGCCUGUUACGAGCGUGAACGCAACAAGGGCUUGUUCACGUCCGACCAACAGAUUGAGGAGAAUGGCGGUGCCACGUCAACCAGGCAGAACCCCAACGGCAAUGGCCGCCGACGCGGCAACCAGCGCCAUGGCUUGGAGUGCCCAGAGGAGAGGGAUUAUUAUCCCUACUGGCACCCCACGCCUUGGCACGACAUCGCCAUUUUCACAAAUGAGCCUCAAGAGCGUUGCGAGUACUACCGUGCGGAGUCGCAGAACGUCAAGGAGAAGGGCAGGUGCUCCAUCAACCAGUACAACAACCCGGAUGCUUGCACUGGCAAUGGUGGGGAGUGGACUUUGGAGCCCGCCUUCAACGAACCCCCUCCUGAGUGCUGGGGUGGCAUUGCCAGCCGCGACAACCACAAUGGCAACGUGCGAAAUGGACACCCGGACUACUAUUUGUGGAAGAUUCCGGAACACAUCCAAGGCCGCGUUGUCCUUCGCAUUCGCUACAACAUCACCACGGAUGACUUCACGCUGGGCUCCCUGGCGAACCCCACGGAGGAAGGCACUUCCCUCUCCGGGAUCAAAGCAGACCCUUUCUUCAUGGAUCGCAGCUUCAACGACCCCAAUCCAAAUAAUCGAAGGCGGAGCACCUUCACCGGUCGGCCGGCAGUUCCCGUGCCUCUAACUCAGGAUCCAGUUGCGGACUGGCUUGGUUUGGGCGAGGGCUCCGCGGACACCAGUCGAUUGCUCCAACUGCAGGUGAACACCAAUCAGUAUGGGCGUACCUUCGCGGAUCGAACGCACACCUUCCUGGUCAUAGAGCGGCCCGCAGAUGUUCCGGCCGAUCGACGCAUUGUGAACUACAACGUCCGUGGCCGACGCGGCAACAUUGUUCAAGUGUACCCAUCAGUGGAAUACGACUUCGUGCCGCAGGACCUGGUGGUGGAACAGGGUACCUUGUUGCACUUCCAAUGGACCGGUUCGGACGCCAACAACAACGGUAAUGCUGGCAAUGGCCGGGCGGGGACAGAUCGCUCCAACUUGGUCCAGGCGCAGCAUGUGGUGGCCCUCCUCCAAGCGCUUCGAGAUUCCUGCCAGGCGCAGUAUUUGGUGGGCCCCCUCUACCCCCGAGCGCGCUUCGGGAUUCCUAGCCCGCGCCGUGUCAUCCGUGUCGUCCGGACCGUGUCAGUAUGA
This is a messenger RNA of Symbiodinium necroappetens, 1665 nucleotides long. Lineage: Eukaryota; Dinophyceae; Suessiales; Symbiodiniaceae. The record is from the annotation of a GenBank genome assembly.